Molecule: messenger RNA, 2643 nt
Organism: Amphibalanus amphitrite
Lineage: Eukaryota; Metazoa; Arthropoda; Thecostraca; Balanomorpha; Balanidae
Exons: 9
Coding region: 581-2188 (535 amino acids)
Cellular component (GO): membrane
Source: RefSeq, a predicted model, not a curated record
GCUACUGAAUAUUGGUACCAGACCGAAUUCGGCAGAGGGGAAGAAGGAGUGCGCAUCCGUUUUAGUGUAACAAGUAGUGGCACGGGCUGUGACUGACAACUCAAGCGACAAAAUAGUGUAACUAAGCAGCAAACAUUAUCUUGACAAAAGGAGCUUCCUGAAGAGAAAGCCACGCCACGACCUUUUCUAGAAUGACAAAAAUCAAAUCAAAGUGAAAGAAGUAGAACGUGGAACGGGCAUGGUGUUCACAUGUCCUAUUGCGGAAUAUCCACUAACAUCCAACUUGCAUCGCAAUUGUUUUUCUUUACGUAUCGGACUAGAUAAAGUGUUGAAACCUGUAAAGCAAGGCCUCAAGACGAGGAGAGAUUGAUACAGAGAUUGCAUACAUUGACACAAAUAAGGAAUAGCGACUAUAAGGCUCUGUCUAACCGAUCAAUCAAAGAAAAAAAUAUUGGGAAUAAUGUGUACGUGUUGAUUUGAUCUUCUAAAAUAACGCGUUUUCCCGACGCUGGAGCCAUAGCGUACUAUAAAACGCUUACUUUCCGACCGCAUCUUUAUUUGAUGUUUAUUAUAAAGCACCAUGGGUAUCAAAUCAAAGGCAAAAGCAAGAGUGAAGGAGCUCAAAAAAGUAAAAUCCAAGUUGAAAGAGGGCGCAGCAGCAAUUGCUGGGAUUGAAACAAAAGACGACGAAGAAUCAAUAGCAGAAAGAAAAGAAGAUAAGGCAGAAGGCGAACUAGGGAAGUUGGUGAAAAAGGGAAACGGCGUUCCUAAGCUGAUGAUGAGCGAGCCAGGCCGUCAGGCGUUCUGGUUCCUGAUCAUGCUGAUCUCGCUGGUGUCGUGCCAGGCCGGCCUGGCCUUCAGCUUCCUGGGUGCCACACUGCGUCCGGCGCUGGACAACCACCACGUCCUGCUCGACCACUUCGGACAGAACCAGGCCAUCCUCAAUGUCGGCAAAGCCGGCAGCCUGAUCGUGGUCGUGGGUCUGAUGAUGGUGAAGGGAUCAGCGUUCCAACUGGUCGCCGCGCUCCUGGCUCGACAGAAGCGCAAAUCACGCCGCCGGUGCGCCGUCAAAUUUGCUUUUGGAUGUGUCCUCUUUGAGCUGUUGGUAAUCGUUUUUGUCUGCAUAGUCGCCGCUCUGUUUUUCUUCUGGCUGCGUCAAUUUCACGAGACGUACCGUGACACGCUGCCGCGGGCCCUCGUCAAGGGAUACCUACAGAACACCACCAUCACCGCCUAUGUCAACUGGCUGCAGUACCGCUUCCAGUGCUGCGGAGUCACCGACUUCAAGGACUGGUUUAUCGCCGACUGGCAACCCCGGAAGUGGCUGGCCAACCGCUAUCCCACCGUGCUCUACUAUCGUGACACUUACUACGCCACCGGCAAAAAGGUCGAGCGGUAUCCGGAUUGGAGGGACAUGUCGCUUAUGUCCAACUACGAGAAGUCGUGGGAAACCAGACUGACUUACCUUCAGGACCGUGUCAAGAAACUGGUCGGUGACGGCCUCAUCGACGAGUACGUGGCGACGACGUCGUUCGCGGAGGUACCGUUCAGUUGCUGUCGCCCGGACGCCGCGUCCACCUGGUGUGUGCGGCAGUAUCUCGUCUUCAAGCUGUACGCCUACGACUUCAAGACCAACUCCACAAUAUUCAAACGGGGCUGUCCCAAACAGGUGGAGGCGUUCCUGAACGGCCGCCUCUCUGGCGUGGGUGUGGCGCUGCUGGUGCUGAUGGGGGUGCGCGUGCUGAACCUGCUGAUGCUCCGGCUGGUGCAGACGUCCACCUCUAAUGCGCUGCUGGCCCGCCGCCACCUCUCCGAGGCGCACGGAUGGCUCUUCACCACGCGACGCGCUAGGGCCACCGGCUCUUCGGACGAGGAGCGUCACCUUCUGGCGGACGAAAUCAUCUCCGACCUGACCCCGUCUGACGAGGACUCACAGGAGGACGAGGACGGGGUCACGUCGGAGACCAGCGACGGAGACGGGGAGAGCGGGUCCGCCGCCUCCGGCACCACUGAGCCCUCAGACGGAGACGGGACGACCGAGACGACUGGAGAGGGGACCAGCGAGACGACCGCAGACGGCCCGACGGAGACGACCGGAGACGGCCAGACGGAGACGACAGCAGAUGGAGAGACGACAGACGAUCUCACAGAGAUCACCACACUGCUGGCGCCGUCUGAUGUGUCGUAAUGAAGUAGUGAUGAUCUUAUGUGUCGUAAUGAUCUAAUGAGAUCUAUAUGAAAAAUCCAAAGCUUAUGAGUGUCAGCGCUAGCGGUUACUGUCGUAGACACUAUAUUUAGUAGAAAUCGUGGCGCUCAUGGUCCCGAGCUUGCCCUUCGUCCUGACACAUGGAAGUGCCUACGCACGCCGUCCUGUAAAAUGCAUUUACUCGGGUGUUGGCACCGCUGUGCGGGUCGAUUCUGGGACGGCGUGUGGCGAUCGAUACCAGCUCGCCGUACAGUGUUAUACUUUUAUAACAUGUCUUUCAUUGUUGUCAUUGCCGUUUUAUUGUUGUUCUUUUGUCUUGUUUAUUGUUGCCGUUAUUAUUGCCGUUGUGACUGUUGUCACUGUUGAAUAUCUUAGGUGGUUUGUAGCAGUGCUUAUUAAAAUAUAUUUAUUAUAAAUUCAUAUAUUGGCUAUUGCAU